Molecule: messenger RNA, 2464 nt
Organism: Cajanus cajan (pigeon pea)
Lineage: Eukaryota; Viridiplantae; Streptophyta; Magnoliopsida; Fabales; Fabaceae
Product: putative inactive purple acid phosphatase 27
Molecular function (GO): acid phosphatase activity; metal ion binding
Source: RefSeq, a predicted model, not a curated record
ACACAACACAAGACAUCAUCAGAAAAAACCAGAUAAAAGGAAUGUAAAAGGUGUUACCAAAACCACGUACCAUAUGAUUAUGAACCAUCCCUAUCCAAAUCCAUGUAAUUAAUCAUGGGAUCCUUAAUUCUUCCAUAACUGCAUCUUUUUUCCUUAUGAAGCCAUUUCUCACUCUACAUCUACUAGUAUUUAAAGAGCCUAAGUUUGAUCAAAUAUUAAACCCAAAACCAAGUCCUUUGGUUUUUCUUCCUUGCAUACCCUUUGGCCUUCUUUUUGUUUUUCUUCCUCCAUGGAAUCCUCUAACUGGAUUCUGAAACAUGUAUCCCUUUUACUUGUUUUCUUCCUUAGCCACAGUUGUUCAUCUUCUGAGGCUUUCUCUCCCUCGCUUUUGGACCGUGUGGUUACCAACACCACACACCUGCACCGGAAUUUCACUGCUGUAUCACAAUUCAGAACCAUUAACAGACAAGUUUUGGAUGAUUGUUCUGCUUCAAGUCCCUCUCUUAAAGUCAACAUCUCCUCAAAUUCUAGCUUGUCAGAUGAAGAGUUUGUGACUGUCACAGUCUCUGGCGUUUCCGAUCCUUCAGAUGGCGAUUGGGUUGCUAUGAUCUCACCCUCCAAUUCUGAUGUGAAAACGUGUCAUCUGAACGAGGCAUUUUAUCUGCAAACUGGUGACACUGAUAAACUUCCUCUGCUUUGCCAUUACCCUGUCAAGGCACAAUACAUGAAAAAUGAUCCAAACUACCUUAGUUGCAAAAACAAAGAAUGCAAGACAAACGAAGAUGGGAAAUGCACUUGCAGUGGUUCAAUAAAGUUUCAUGUUGUCAACAUUAGAAGCGACAUUGAGUUCGUGUUCUUGUCUGGUGGAUUCCUGAAUCCCUGCGUUGUGGGAAGGUCCACCCCUGUGAGUUUUGCCAAUCCUAAGAAGCCACUCUAUGGACAUCUCUCAAGCAUAGAUUCAACUGGAACAUCAAUGAGAUUGACAUGGGUUAGUGGAGACAAGCAGCCUCAGCAAAUCCAAUAUGGAGAUGGAAAAACAGCUACUUCAGUAGUCACUACAUUUUCACAAAAUGAUAUGUGCACUUCAUCAGUUCUGCCAAGUCCUGCUAUAGAUUUUGGAUGGCACGAUCCAGGAUACAUCCAUUCAGCCCUAAUGACAGGACUUAAGCCUUUAAGCACCUUCUCCUACAGAUAUGGAAGUAACUCGGUUGGUUGGAGUGAACAAAUCCAGUUUUCAACUCCACCUGCUGGAGGAUCAGAUGAGCUUAAAUUCAUUGUAUAUGGUGAUAUGGGCAAGACUCCUCUUGAUGCUUCGGAAGAACACUACAUUCAGCCAGGAGCUCUUUCAGUGAUUAAAGCUAUAGCCAAUGAUGUAAAUUCUAGCAACAUAAAUUCAGUCUUUCACAUCGGAGACAUAAGCUAUGCAACAGGUUUUCUAGUAGAAUGGGAUUUCUUCCUCAGCCUUAUCAAUCCAGUAGCUUCCAGGGUUUCUUAUAUGACAGCAAUAGGGAACCAUGAGAGGGAUUACAUAAAUUCCGGUUCAAUAUAUGUCACUCCUGACUCUGGUGGGGAAUGUGGAGUACCUUAUGAAACAUACUUUCAAAUGCCAACUGCAGCAAAGGAUAAGCCUUGGUACUCCAUUGAACAAGGAAGUGUUCAUUUCACAAUUAUAUCAACUGAGCAUGACUGGUCAGAAAAAUCUGAGCAGUAUCAGUGGAUGCAAAAGGACAUGGCAUCAGUUAAUCGACAGAAAACUCCUUGGCUAAUCUUCAUGGGACAUAGACAGAUGUAUUCCUCCUGCCAUUCAUUGUUAUCUACUGAAGAACUAUUUAAGGAUUCUGUGGAGCCAUUGCUACUAGAAAAUAAGGUUGACUUGGUUCUUGUUGGCCAUGUACAUAAUUAUGAGAGAACUUGUUCCGUGUUUCAAGGUGAAUGCAAAGCCAUGCCUACAAAAGAUAAAAAUGGGGUGGACACAUAUAAUGGCAGAAAUUACAGUGCCCCUGUGCAUGUUGUCAUUGGCAUGGCUGGCUUCAGCUUAGAUAAAUUCCCAGACCAAGUGGAAAAAUGGAGCCUGAAAAGGAUUUCCGAGUAUGGUUAUUUUAGAGCACAUGCUACAAGGAAUGAUUUAAACUUAGAGUUUGUCGUCUCGGAUACAAGAGAAGUUAAGGACAGUUUCCACAUUACAAAGUGAAAGAUUACUAAAAAAAAACAUACAUAUAAGUGGAAGGUAUAUCAUAGAUAGAGACAUGCACACAAAUACACAAAUCAUAGAUGUUAUUGAAAGUCAAAGGAGAUCCGGAGACAGUCAUAGAUCAGCAAUUUUUCACUUUUAAUAUUGUAUAUGGUCUUUAUCUCAUGUACAACUUUCUUCAAAAUCCGAAUAAUGAUAUUAACAAAUAAGUCUUUUUAUUCUUAUAAAAAGAAAAUUCUUGAGAUGAAUAGAGGAUUGCAUUAUUUGCACACA